Molecule: messenger RNA, 1290 nt
Organism: Ordospora colligata OC4
Lineage: Eukaryota; Fungi; Microsporidia; Ordosporidae
Product: eukaryotic translation initiation factor 2
Exons: 1
Coding region: 1-1290 (429 amino acids)
Biological process (GO): formation of translation preinitiation complex; positive regulation of translational fidelity
Cellular component (GO): cytosol
Molecular function (GO): GTP binding; tRNA binding; GTPase activity
Source: RefSeq, a predicted model, not a curated record
AUGAGAGAUGCUUCUGAGGUAAUGAAGAAACAAGCCACGCUUAACAUAGGAACGAUUGGACAUGUUGCACAUGGAAAGUCUACGAUUGUGAAGGCAAUAAGCAGUGUAAGCACGAUUAAAUUCAAGACUGAACUUGAAAGAAACAUUACGAUAAAGUUGGGAUAUGCAAAUGCAAAGAUAUACAAAUGUGAUUCCAAAUGUAUAAGACCGAACUGCUACCAGUCGUUUAGUAGUUCUACACCUGAUGAGUUGCCGUGUAAUAACUGUGGGGGAAUUCUUAGGCUUGUAAGGCAUGUGUCUUUUGUGGAUUGCCCAGGACAUGAUGUGCUGAUGGCAACUAUGUUGAAUGGGACUGCAAUAAUGGAUGCAGUGUUGCUUGUGAUUGCAGCGAAUGAGCCAUGUCCUCAGCCACAGACGAUUGAGCAUUUAUUUGCGGUGGAGAUAAUGAACUUGAAGAAGAUGCUUGUUGUGCAGAAUAAGAUAGACCUUGUUUCACGGGAGCAGGCACUAGAGCAGCACGAGCAGAUACAGAAGUUUCUGAAAACAUCGAAUGUGUUUGGGCCUGUGGUUCCAACGGCAGCCCAAGUAGGUGUGAAUAUUCCUGCAAUUCUUGAUUUUAUUGUGAACUACAUUCCUGAGCCUAUCAGAAACGACAAAGCGCAUCCCAAGAUGGUUGUGAUUAGGAGCUUUGAUGUGAACAGGCCAGGCACAUGUGUCAGAGAUUUAUGCGGAGGAGUUAUUGGAGGUAGUCUGGUUACUGGUUUACUGAAGACAGGAGACGAGAUUGAGAUAAGACCUGGAUCAAUAACUAAGAAUGGAAGUAAAUUUGUAUGCAGGCCGUUUGUCUCUAAGGUGGUUUCAUUGAAGGCAGAGAGCACGUCUCUUGAAGAAGCAUGUCCUGGAGGACUUAUAGGAGUCGGGACUACUAUGGAUCCGUUUUUCUGUAAGGCUGAUAAGUUAGUUGGACAGGUGAUGGGACUGCUAGGACAUUUGCCAUCGAUAUUCUGCCAAAUUGAUGUUAAUUAUAAGUUGUUUCAGAAGACAAGUAUUCAAAGCAGUACAAAACUAAAAAAUGAUGAGCAGGUGCUGGUGAACAUAGGAAGCACGACUACAGGAGGAGUAAUCCGAGCAAUGAGUGAAGAGAUGCUUUCGCUUGAUCUUGUAAAACCUGCAUGUUGUGAGAUCGGAGAAAGAAUAGCGAUUUCUAGGAAAGUUCAAGGGCAUUGGCGUUUGAUCGGGCAUGGAGAAGUAAAGAGUGGAAAGACAGUGGAGCCUGUUUAUGACAAUUAA